AACAGACGGUUAGUAUUUGGUUUUCUCCACUAUCAACUAUACAUUGACAACAACGUAUGCAAAUUUUUUUCCCUAAGAAUCAUCAACAAAUGUAGAUUUUUUUUUUUGAGAAUAACAGACGUAGAGUAAAUAGGAAGGGAAAAUAAAUAUCCCAAAGGCCCAACAAACCCAACCAAUCUGAACUAUCCAAUACUCCACAAACGAAGCCCAAAUAAAACACCAAACAAGCCCAACGGUAUUCUCCUCGGCCGAAACCUCCCCGAGCCCCGAUGCUCCGUCGCAUCGCCGCGCUCCGGCCGCCGCCGCCAACGACGACGCGCGCGGCAGCGCCCGUGGGUGAGGCCGGCGCCGGGGCCAGCUACUCCUCCAAAUCCACCUCUCUUCCCCAGAAGCAGCAGCGCGUCCGCGACCAUGCCUUCGACGGCAUCAUGGAGGUCCAGAAGCGCGUCCGCCGCUUCCUCGCGCUCAACGCCUUGCUCCUCUACGCCGCAUCCCCCACCGCCUUCUCCUCCUCCCCAGGAGGGGAGAGCGGCGCCGGCGCGGUGUCCGUGCCCUUCUCCCGCCUCGGAGCCCUCUCGCGCCGCCAGCUCCGCCUCAAGCCGCUCGACGCCGGCCACUUCAUGCUGCGCCACCCGCACGCCUUCCACCUCUUCCUCCACCCCGUCCACCGCAUCCUCCACGCCCGCCUCACCCCGCGCGCCGCCGCGGCGCUGCGCCUCGAGGCCGACGCCAUCGCCUCCUCGCGCCCCGCCGCCGUCCUCCGCCUCCGCAAGCUGCUUCUCCUCGCGCCCCCGCACCACCGUCUCCGCCUCGAGCACAUCCGCCUCCUCCGCCGCGACUUCGGCCUCCCCGACGACUUCGCCGACUCCAUCAUCCUGUCCAACCCCGCCCUUUUCCGGCUCACCCCUGACCAGUUCGUCGAGUUUGUCCCCUCCCCCACCACCGACCCACCCGACCUCACCGUCGCCGCCGUCGAGCGCUCCCGGGAGCGGCACUAUCGCGAGCACCGCUCUCCUGGCGCCGGCGAGGAGGACGCGCGCUUCGCGUUCCCCACCCGGUUCCCCCCGGGAUUUAAGAUCGGCAAGUAUUUCCGCAUUGCUGUCUGGAAAUGGCAGCGCCUCCCCUACGCGUCCCCGUACGCCGAUGUCUCUGGCCACGACCUGCGCUCGCUCGAGGCGAAACGCCGCAUGGAGAAGCGUGCCGUCGCGGCUGUCCAUGAGCUGCUCUCUCUCACUGUUGAGAAGCGUACCACCCUGGAGCGUCUUGCACUCUUCCGCGACGCCCUUGGUGUGCCCAAGAAGAUUAAGGAGUUCUUGCUCAAGUACCAGGGCAUAUUUUACAUAUCCACGAGGGGAAACCAAGGAAAGCUGCACACGGUGUUUCUCCGGGAGGCGUACUACAAAGGGGAGCUCGUUGAGGCCAAUGAGAUAUCUGCUGCAAGGCGGAAGCUGGAGGAGUUGCUCUUGAUGAGCCGAGAGAAGGCGAAUCUGGACAGGAUGUUCACCAGCAUGGGUCGUGGAUGGGACGAGCUUGGCGGUGGUCGUCGUGGAGGAGAAGAAUUAAGGGAGAAGUUUCUUGGGGAUGCAAGUGGCCGAAAAAGGAAAAUUGGUGCUGAAGAUGACGACGAUGAUGCCGACAGUGGGGAGGACUCAGGAGUUGAGUCGCUCUACAUUGAAUGAGGAACACAAUCAUAUGAUGUCACUGAAUGUCAUCUUAGGAAGCUUGGCUUCUGAAACUGGCAUGGGUACCGUUUGGGAAGAUUGAUUUCUCAUACCAGAUUCAACAUCAUGGCUUAGUGAUCUUGAUUGAUGAGAAAAUGCUACAUUGUGAGGUCAAAAUUGGAGUGUGGAAUCUCACGGUAAAACUGAUGAGACUGUGAAAUAUGAAUUGCGGACUGAUGACCCGGAUUACUACCAUUCAUCUGCACCAAACUGGCUGAUUGCCGCGAUGGAGCAAAGACAUAGGCAGAACAGCUCCUUUCUGCUCCCAAGCUAAUUUGUUGGAGUACCGUGAGGAGCGUCGCCUUAAGGAUCUGGUGAAGGAACACCGGAUCGUAGUAUCUUCUGCUACUUGUGCCAUUUUGCGUGCUAUUACCUCUAUUCGACUUUUGUUGUGAGCAAGUACAACAUUUGCACAAACUUGGUUGGGUUCUGUAAAUGUAAAAGCACAGUACAACGGACAUACUUGGUUGCGUGAGCGCAAAAGUAGUUACGAGCUAUGGUUUGUGACUAUUACUUUUGAACAUAUAUAUAUGUAUACACCUUAUAUUCUUUCGAAUAUAUUAAUGGCAAUGUUGCUCGAAAGAAA
Molecule: messenger RNA, 2307 nt
Organism: Brachypodium distachyon (stiff brome)
Lineage: Eukaryota; Viridiplantae; Streptophyta; Magnoliopsida; Poales; Poaceae
Product: protein ROOT PRIMORDIUM DEFECTIVE 1-like
Exons: 2
Coding region: 270-1679 (469 amino acids)
Molecular function (GO): RNA binding
Source: RefSeq, a predicted model, not a curated record